Messenger RNA from Penicillium malachiteum, 1821 nucleotides. RefSeq names its product prefoldin-like protein. The record is from RefSeq and is a predicted model, not a curated record. The transcript has a single exon. Gene Ontology annotation, biological process: negative regulation of transcription by RNA polymerase II; negative regulation of phosphatase activity. Gene Ontology annotation, molecular function: transcription corepressor activity; chromatin binding; phosphatase inhibitor activity. Lineage: Eukaryota; Fungi; Ascomycota; Eurotiomycetes; Eurotiales; Aspergillaceae. The coding region runs from base 1 to 1821 and encodes 606 amino acids.
AUGGGUGUACCCGCUCACAAUCUCGACGCCCUCGAGGAGCGCCGCCUUGCGCUGGAAGGCAAUAUCCUCGAACUCCAAAAAUCCCUCUACCACUGGCGCACCUGGGAGGCAGAGUACGAUGGCCUCCGCGACGAAAUCAAAGAACUCCCGAAUUCCGCCACGACCGAAGACUUUCUUGCCGUGGGAAACGAACUUGGUGGUUCCGUGGUGACCGAGGAGGAAAUGCAGACCAUCAUCGGGGCGCGCUCUCGUGGACAGAUCGUUGAUCUCCUCGGUCGACGAAUCGACUAUGUGAAGCAAAAUGUGGCGACAAUGGAAAAGAGACUGCGUGCCGCAGAGCAAGAGCUAUACUCGUUGGAUGCGGGCGAAAACAUGCCAUCCGAAGAGACUACGGAGUUUGCCAUGAGGGAGAUCAUGGAGGAGCUGGAUGAGGAGGGAGAGGUUGUUUCCAGCUCGGUCAAUACCCCUGGUGAACACGCACCGCAGCUUCUGGAAGUCUUGAAGAAGGUUGGCGUGGAGAAUAUCCCGGACAAAUCUAGUGCAGGCGAGGGUUCGAGCAAGGCUGCACCUGCUGCGUCCCAGACGAGUGCUGAUGUGGUCGAUGCUGGCGCGGUGGAGUCUCAAACCAACGAGACUGUCCAGGAACCAGCGCCUGUGCCGGAAACCAAUGGUUCUCAAGAAGAGGCAUUGGAUCUCUCAAAGCCAGUCUCUAUUGUGACCGAGGAGGACCGUCAACAAGCAUCCCUCAGCAACGUUGAUGAAUCCGAGGAAGACGCACAGUUGCGCAGAGAAAUGAUUCAAUACGGCAUUGACGAGGUCGGCGCGAUUGUUGCUGAGUUAGAGCUUGACGAGGAUGCCAGUGAUGUCUCUUAUGAUGAGGAUUACACCUGGGCUACAGAUGAGGAGGAUGAAGAAGAGGAUCAGUUUGGUCGUACUCGCACAGAGUUGGGUGAUGAUUAUCACCAGCAAAUGCGCGAGCUAGAAGCGAAACUCAAUGCUCGCGGAAUGUGGAAUAUGGGCAAGGAUACAGAAACCUUCCCGCUUGAAGUUCAACAAGAAAUUGAAGAGUCAGCCUCCACCGACAAACCUGAAAAGGAAGACGCUGUUGAGGAGUCUGCCAAGACAAAGAAGCCUAAGAAGCGGGUGGCGUUCGCCGACGAACUCGAUAUUGCACCUGCCCCAAAGGCACCGCAAAUUGAGAAAACCCCUGCAACUGAGCGAAAGACUCUUCCAUCUGUGUCUGAACCUUCUCCAUUGGCAGAUGCCAUUGUUGAACGUACAGACCGAGUGCAAGAUGCUAAGCCAAGCGCACCAGCUCCUGCUAAGAAGGCAUCUCGAUUCAAGAGUGCCCGAUCAGCAACUACAGACACCGAGACAAAACCCACAUCUUCCAUUGAAUCCUUGUCAAAAAUCUCCAAUGCCGCAGAGCCCCGCGAAACUUCAACGCAGGCUAAUGGUAUUACCAACCCAACAUCCCUACCUCUCUUCCCUGCGAAGUCUCAAGGGCCCAAGCCAUUUUCCGCUCCGAUUAUGGAUAUUUCUGAAGAUCCCUCAGCCCCUCAGCCACCAAAGGGAAAGACCCUGGCAGAUAAACUUUUUGAGCGUAACAUUGCUCCUGGAUCAGCCCGAGCACCAGAGCCAGACAAGCUGGAUGAGGCCAUGCAUCGCCGCGAAAUUGCCUCCGAAUUCUACAAGAUGCGCAACCGCAUGAUCCAGCAGAAUGGUGGCUUUGUGAAUGAAGAAGAGGAAGAAAUGAUUCCUAUCGAGACUGAGGAACCACCGAAAAGGGUCAGCAAAUUUAUGGCGGCUCGUAUGAAGUAG